AUCGACGUACCUGUGAUUUACAAGAGAGGAGAGGCUGACGAUAGAUAAAAAGGGAGAAAGAGUCCGGGGUACAGGGUGUGCGCUUGAAGAGAACGAAGGAUAGAGAGAAAGGAGAAGUCCAGGAGCGACGGAAGGCAGGGAAAAAGAGAGGGAAAGAACGAGAGAAGGAGAUAGAGGAAACUGCUGGCAAGACAGAAACGGAGUAACAGAAGAAAGAGAGAGGAGGGAACGCGAGAAAAGAGAAAGGGAGACGGAAAGAUUCUGAAAGGACGGACAACCGAGCGAGAGAGAAAGAGAGAGAAGAGCAGGGAGGGAGAGGGAACCAACUCGUUGGUGCGAGAGCGAGCGACGUAUUGGUGACAGAAAGACGGACGGACAGACGGACCCCGACAGACGGACGCGGCUUCCCCUCCGCUCGUGUUCACCGAAUCACCGCCAGUUGGUCGCGCGUUACCGAGCCAAGUGGAUGUGUCCGCGAUCGUGCUCCCGGCUGAAAAAGUUCUUCCUCGUCACGCCGUAACGAAAGUGAGAGAGAGAGAGAGAGAGGGAAAGAAAGGCCUUUCUUCCCCACGCACGUUGCAUCGCCGCGAUAAACGCGAGCGUCCUCCGUCCGUUGUAUCGGUACCCGCGUGAACCUGUGAGAGAGAAAGACGCCGUAAAAGCGCAUUGUGCCCGCCGGACGUGCGCCCGGCGAACCUCCGAGCGAUUUCGUCGAGGAAAAAGGUUUAUACAAGGUGCAUCGCGAAGUGUGCGUCACCGGCAACGUAUAUACAUACGUCGCGUCUCCUCGCAGCACGGAGAAUAUUUCUCAGCGCGUCGCUUUUACCGCCGAGAUUCGAGAGGACGGUUUAGCUGGACACCACCUGGUACCCAGAAAGCAAGUGAGAUAAAGACAGGUGGCACGAGAAGGUAAGAAGCAAACAUGGGAGCGAGACAGAGCAAGAGGUCCGUGGACAUAACGACGACGCCAAAGAAGGAGGGAAUACCCGCCGAAGGUGGCGUCGUCGGCGACGCGGCUGCACCUGGCGAUGGCAAGCUGGAGAGGAUCGAGGAGGCCGACACGAAGCCUACCACCAACGGCAUAGCACCGCACACGGACUCCACCGAGGACAAAGAAAAGGACAAAGAUGAGACUACCGAAAAGGAUAAGGAGCAGCAACCGCAGCAAGAAGAAGUAAAAGCCGAGGAGACGAAGCCAGAAUCGUCUGGAGACUCUCCCGCGGAGGUUGCAGAGGUCACGACGCCCACAGAGGCCACCCCUGCCAGUCCGAACACUGCCACCUCUCCAGACAAUAAGGAAACCAAAAAGAAGGAUAAGAAGAAAAAGUGGUCCUUCAGGUCGAUCAGCUUCAGCAAGAAAGACAAGACUAAGCCGAGCCGCGAUGAAACGCCCAAGAAUGGAGACGUCACCAAGGAAGAGCCACUCGCAGAGAGUGGUGAAGACGCAGAGAACGCAACGGCCGCCGCGAGCAGUCCGGUGGAGGAGAAGUCAGCAGCGAGCAGUCCAUCGGCGGACGAGCAGGUAGCCGCGCCGACAGCAGCAGCCGCGGCCGAGCCGAAGGAAGAGGCUGCCGCAUCGUCGCCAGCAGUAACAGCCGCCGUCGCCGCUAGCCCGGUCGAGGAAAAGAAAAAGGAACCCACUCCCUCCGCCCCCACUCCCGUCCCGUCCGUCGAGGAUAAGAAAGAGGAGGCGGUCGAAAAAGUCGAGGCCGAGAAAAAAAUAGUUGAGAACGCUCCGGAAGUCGAGGCACCGGUAGAAAACAACGUCGCCCAUGAUGUUAGCACGACGGAAAGCGCCGAUGAGCCCCCUAAAGUUGCACCUCCGGCUAUCCCAACCGAGGCACCCGCCUCCCCGCCAACAGCACCAGCUAUCACCGAGGAUGUCGCCUCGGUCACCAAGGCCAUCGAGGAGAUCGACAUAAGUGAUAAAGCAGUCGCGGCGGCAGUGAACGAAGCUAUCGAAUGCAACACGAAUGAAAUCAUCGCUGACGCGCACCACCAAAACAACAUAAACGAAUAAGCGCCACUAAUCGAAUUGUAUUUUGGAAAGAAGAAAGUUCUUUUCUCUCGUUAAAACCAAAAAAGUAUAUUAUAUAGAUAUGUAUAUUUGGACCAUUCCUGCAACAGAAAAUAACGUUCUUUCGUUACGAGCAGCAAAAGGGGAAAACAGGGCGAUGACGACGAUGACGAUGACGAUGACAACGACCGCGGCAUCGCGAGAGCAUAUUAGACUCUAUAGUAGGCCUAUUAAUUAUUAGACGGUGUUUAACGGCAGGACAAACGAGAAUACGUGCGUGAAAGUCUAUGAUCAUUUAUUUAAGAACUGUUUACGUUCACUACGAGAUCAUACAUUGCAUGAACAUAUGAUUCUGAAGAAGCGCAUAUAACGUUCGUGCACGGUCUCUUUCACGGAUUAAACGACGCUCGUUUCAUUCCUUGUGGCACGCGGAAAGGGCUUUAAAAGCAUCGGAAUACUUUCGGGCCGUGUCCAGCCGCGGGUUACAACGAUCGUCCCUGCUGCGUAGAAAUUUUUAAAGUAUCAUUAACUGUUACUGAAGUAAAGUCUAAUGCUCGAACAUCGCGCGACGGACAAGCGAUAGAAGCGAUUAAUUAAGAUCGUCAAGACGAUAGGGCGAGAAUCGUUCGUCGCGCAUUCCAGAGGAAAUACUCAUUGGAUGGCGCCCUCCCGUAAUUACAUAACUAUUGUACUCUAUGAGAGCGAAAGAGUGUGAACGAGAAUGAACGUGAGACCGAAAGAAAGGGAGAGUAUGAGAGAGAAUGAAAGAAAAAGAGAGAAAGAGAAAGCCGAAAUAUAGAGGAGGAAAUCGAGAGGGCAGGCUGUGUGUGAUAUAGCGAUUGACGGUGUGAAAGGGGAAAGAGAAUGAUAGCGCGCGAAACGAGAGAUGGGGAUGCGUCUUCGCCACGAUGAGAACAGGAAAAAGAUGGAAAUACGCGAGCGAGAGAAAACUGAAAGCAGAAGCGGGCAGGAGAUUAUUCACGCGACACGCGACAAAGUUUCGUACGAAUAAGAUAUCGCGCUCACAUCGACGAUCUCGAGGGCACCCGGCAUAUUGUUUCGCUCGUAUUUCCUUCGCGGUCCUUGGUUUUCCUUUUUCCGUUUUACAUCUGUACAAUCGAGACGUUUUACGUUGUAACGAGGAACUGCACAUUUUUAACAUAUAAUUUUGAUAGGCGCGCGCGCGCACAAAAGCGCUUGCGAGAACACGAGGAGAGACACAUUAUACACCAACACACGCAAAGAGGACAUUUUACACCGCGUAUACGUAUAUACGUACCAUGGAACAUACGAGAUAAAGUAUAUACAGUAAGUCGAAAAAAAAAAAAACGAGAUGUAAGUGAUAUAUUAAUCUAGACUAUAGAGAGAAUGCGUUUGUGUAAAUUCGGCGUUUGUUCGAAACAUUGCUACUUCUCCAUACGAGAGAGAACACUUAUGACGAAGCCUAUCGUAAUUUUUAUGAUAAUCAUUAAAAAAGUAUCGCCUAAUUACAAUUUACGAGAUAUGCACAAUUUACCACCCCGGAACGGUACCUUUGUCAAGUUUUCAUACGAUGUUUCUACGUUUCUACGUUUAUACGGAUCUCCAGAAGUAAAAGAGUAAUUGUCUUACGAGAAGCUUUUUUUAUCAAGAUCGUAGCAUAGAUCAUAAAAUUGUAAACGAGAAGCGCAUUAUAGCACGUGUGAACACGCUCCGAUAUCCGGUAAUAUCGCCGAGCGAUAGAGAGGAUAAGGAUCGAGUCUUUAACUCGUAUCCGUGACCGGCAUUAAUUUCUAAGCGGUUACAUACAUAUUUACGUGUAAGGGCGGGAAAGAAGUAAAGUUAAAAGUUGUAUAGUAAAACCAUUCAUUAAAUAUAUCUGUCCGUAAAAAUGAUCUUUACAACGAAAAGAAAAAAAAAGGAAUUCAUCGUCUUCUUGUUAGGACGACACGUUUUGGCGACGAGAGCGAACUUUUUAUCGAAAUUCUUCACGAGCGAACCGAGACUGAUGAUAACCCGUACACCCGUAACAUUCUCUAGUGAUUGUUAUCACUCUGAGGCGUUGUCGAGGCAAACUCGUUUAUUUAUUUUGCGCCGGAGACUACCAAAAUUGUGAAUGAGACCUUUGAAUCGAAACCGCCUCAGACGCGAAAGUACAGUCUCCAGUAUCUUCGAUCAGCAGUUAUAAUAGUAAUUAAACUAUUCUACAUUUAUCUAUAACCUAUAAUAAACUGUGAAACAAAGUA
Molecule: messenger RNA, 4242 nt
Organism: Temnothorax curvispinosus
Lineage: Eukaryota; Metazoa; Arthropoda; Insecta; Hymenoptera; Formicidae
Product: neurofilament medium polypeptide-like
Exons: 8
Coding region: 923-2020 (365 amino acids)
Source: RefSeq, a predicted model, not a curated record